Molecule: messenger RNA, 1689 nt
Organism: Malassezia sympodialis ATCC 42132
Lineage: Eukaryota; Fungi; Basidiomycota; Malasseziomycetes; Malasseziales; Malasseziaceae
Product: protein kinase subunit beta
Biological process (GO): signal transduction
Cellular component (GO): nucleotide-activated protein kinase complex; cytoplasm; nucleus
Molecular function (GO): protein kinase binding
Source: RefSeq, a predicted model, not a curated record
AUGGGAAACACACAGUCGGCGGCGCCCGAGUCUGAGCGACCAGACGCGAUCGAUCGGCGCGCUCGUAGGACGCGCGAGGUCGAAGCGAGGGUCACCAAGCACCGUCCGGGGCAUCUAUACUCGCACUCAAUUGGCAUCUACCCCGAGCCGGAGGGCGCCUCGGGCGGCGCCAGCUCGAAAGGAGAUGAGACCGGUGAUCCUCGACCGUACGCAAUCGUGGCAGCGAGCUCCUUUGGACGGUACGGGAGCAGCGACGUGAGCUUGCGGAAUCACUCUGACCAGGAAUCGCAGGCAGGCAGCGAUACCACACUGAUCGACACAGGCUCGGAGCGCAGUGACUCGAUCCACAUCCUGCAGAACAACGAAGUGAUAACUAGCCCGGACCUAGAAGUUAAAAGCGCGAGCCCUUCGCAUCCAGGUACACAUACCACGCCACGCCCCUGUCACACAGAAAUGGCGCGCACGCCUCGUGCGCCCUCGAAGUAUGAGCUGCCAGGCGCCGCUAUGCUAUCGUCGCACCGUGCGUCGCUCAUCCUUAACGAAGACGCACUAAUGAGUCUUUCUGAGUCGCCGCCGCAGAUGAAGUCAGUCAGGGCCCAGGAAGAAGAGAAGGGGAAGCCGCAGGGGCACACCAAAAUCGCGUCAUUGCCGUCGUACCUCAAGAUUCCCACGGCGAUUCCGCGGGCGCACACAUCGGCCAAAAUCAAGCUUUCCACCGGCACAUCACUCCUGGAUGUCUCCGACAUGUCAUCGUCUAGCCGGGUACACACGGAUGCGCCGUCAAAGGAGGGGUCGCCGAAGCGCUUGACUCGUACACAGACGGCGCCGCUCCUCUUAUCGCCCAUGACGAUCGAGACCAAUACCGUGGAACAGGACCAGGCACAUGAUAUGCUAACCGUCGAAGAGCCGUUGCCAUUCACAGAGGAAAAGCCGCUGACCCCUGUCCAUCUCGUCUGGCGCGGACGUGGACGUCACGUCUAUGUCACGGGCACCUUUGCCGACGAGUGGCAAAGCAAAAUUGCUCUGCGCCAGCUGCGUCCUGGCACGCCGUUCCUGUGCACGUUGUAUUUGCCUCCUGGCACGCAUCGCCUCAAGUUUGUGGUCGACAAUCGGUGGCGCAUCUCGCCGGACCUGAAUACGGCCACGGACGGCGACGGUACCCUGGUAAAUUACGUUGAGAUUCCAAACCUCCUGGAACAGACGAACGAGGCGGAGCUGCCCGGGCCGAUUGAACGCGACGAGGCAUGGGCCAAGGCCAUGGCCGAUAUCAAGGCUACGCAAAAGGAGGGCGGCGAGUGGGAGAUUAUAGGUGAUGAGUUCCCAGGUACGACAGAGACGGCGUGGACGCGCGAGCUGCCGGCCUGCGUGGAAGUGGCGCAGGAAGCCGAAGAGCGUCUCCUGGACAGUGACAUUUCAGCCGAGCACUCGUCGCUACUGCCCAACCCGCCCCAACUCCCACGGCAGCUCGAGAAGGUCAUCCUCAAUGCUGCGGUGACCAGUGACCAAGUCCAGCUCAAUGCAGCCGCCGCACUGGUCGAUGAUAACAGUGUUCUUCCAGCGCCGAAUCAUGCCGUACUGAACCAUCUGGCCACGGGCUCCAUUAAGAAUGGCGUCCUCGCUAUGGGCAUGGUCACACGGUACAAGAACAAGUAUGUGACGACUGUCCUGUAUCGCCCCGUGCAGACGUAA